Messenger RNA from Eucalyptus grandis, 1904 nucleotides. RefSeq names its product disease resistance protein RPV1-like. The record is from RefSeq and is a predicted model, not a curated record. Gene Ontology annotation, molecular function: protein binding. Lineage: Eukaryota; Viridiplantae; Streptophyta; Magnoliopsida; Myrtales; Myrtaceae. The coding region runs from base 21 to 908 and encodes 295 amino acids. The transcript has 2 exons.
AUUAGAUAUUCUUUCAACUUAUGUACUCCAGAAGAAUUCAAAUCUCCUUCCACGAUUACGAUGGCUUUCUUGGCAUUCACCCAACAUUUGAGAUUACAAAUUUCUCCAUGGAGAAUGUGAUUAUCCUUGAUCUAUCUCGGAGUGAAAUUACUCAUGAUUGGAUGGGGUGGAGCCACAUGAAGGUAAUUAAGAAUUUGAAAGUUCUAAAUCUGGCUCAUUGCCAAGGCUUGAAGAGAACCCCCAACUUCUCAACUCAUUCAAAUUUAGAACAUUUGAUCCUAUCAGACUAUUACUCAUUAAUCAAAAUUGAUAGAUCGAUUUGUCAGUUGAAACACUUGGUUUUCUUAGAUGUAAGCCAUUGUGGGAAACUUCAAAUGCUGCCGGAUGAGCUGGGUAGAGAUCUUGCAAGCCUCAAAUACCUAUCUCUAAGUGGAUGCUCGAGUUUGAAGAGGCUUUUGGAGACAAUUGGGAAUUUGGAAUCGCUGAUUGAGUUGAACAUGAGUCGCAUGAGAAUGAAAGAACUACCCGAUUCCAUCAAAAAGUUGAAGAAUUUGAAAAUAGUGAAUAUGGAAUAUGUUGAGAUAAGCAAAAUACAUGAUACCUUUUGGACAAUAGAGAAGCUUGAAAUAAUAGAACUCAUCUACAAUAUGUAUUAUGAGAGGCACGUGGCAAUUGGUGAUUGCAUCUAUGAGAAUAAAUUCUUGAGGAUCUUGAGAUUGACAAACGCGAUAAUACACGCCCUACCAAGGCUUCCUGAAAGUCUCAUCGAAUUAGAAGUGGAGGAGUUGAGGGUGGACACGUUUCUGGAUCUCUCAAAUCUCACUAACUUAAAGGUAUUGGAUCUGGGUUUUGGCCUUCCACCUAAUUGGAAUGGGAAAUAUUAUGGGCUUCUGGAAGAACCGAUAUGACCGUGGAUUGGGAACUUAACCAAAUUGGAAUCUCGACCUUUGCACUGCGGGGCACUAUCGGGAUGCGGUACACGUGAGCCGACUCGGAGGGAGUCGCCCUCCGAGUCGCCUCCCGAGACUUCCCUCAAGUUUAUCCUCCUUUCGUCUUGAUGGUUGCGAGUCACUUUGCUCGAUGGAUCUAUCGAAUUUGAGGAAACUAUCGUCUCUCAAGAUUUGGAGCUCUGCAGUUGCAGAGAUUGAAGGCCUUGGUUGUUUGGAGAACCUACGGGAGUUGUACCUUCAGUUCCUUGGACAGCUGGCGAUGCUACCUGAUCUAAGCAAGUUAAACAAGUUGAGGCGUUUUGAAGUAACCGAUUGUGGUAAUCUGGUUGAGAUUCAAGGCGAACUACCCCAAUCUUUGGAAGAAUUGCGGAUAGACAGCUGUGAAUCUUUACAGAAGUUGCCUGAUCUAUCAAGCUUGAAGGGAUUGCGAAAGGUUAGAAUAAGAUGUUGUGGGAAAUUAGCGGUGGAGGAAAUUUCUCGGCUUUGCUCGGAGAAGUCAAUCAAAUUUGUGGGAGAAGACGGAGGAAAUUUCUCGGCUUUGCUCGGAGAAGUCAAUCAAAUUUGUGGGAGAAGACGAUGAAGAAGACGAAUUUGUUGGGAGAAGACGAUGAAGAAGACGAAUUUGUGGGAGAAAAUGAUGAAUAAGUGCAAUGCACUUGGAAGCUAUGAAGCACCGACACGUUCUCCGUGCUUCCGUGUCGUGUCCGACAUGUCGAGCGUGUCGGACACGUUGACACGCAUCGGACACGCUCGGAUAUGCGGUCAACGCGUGUGCCAAAUCGACACGUGGUCAGCCUUUGCCCGACACGUUUGGACACGCGUGUUCGGCGACGAUGGAGGGUGGAAGUGACGGCGAGGAGCGAGACAGACCAACGGCGAGAGUUGGCCAGAAAAAGAGCGGCGAGGAAGGGGUCGUGUGCGGCGAGCGGCGAGGACAUGGCUAAGUCUGCACUU